CAGCGUGGCGAUCAGUGGUGUGCUGUGUCCCUUUGCCACAGCAGAUCACCGAUCAGCGGAAAGAGCCGAAGACGUCUGCUCGAUCAUGUGAUCAGCUGUGUCCAAUCACAGCUGAUCGCUGAUCAUCAGGGCAUUGAUGAUCAGUGUGCCCUGAUGAUCAGUGUAGCCCCAGCAGUGCCACCUGUCAGUGUCCAAUGCCAGCUGUCAGUGCUCAUCAGUGCCACCUGCCAGUGCCUACCAAUGCACAUCAAUGCCACAUAUCAGUGCCCAUCUGAGCUGCUUUUCAGUGCUGCCUAUCAGUCCCAGUCAGUGCCGCCUAUCAGUGCCAUAUAUGAGUGC
This is a messenger RNA of Staurois parvus, 339 nucleotides long. Lineage: Eukaryota; Metazoa; Chordata; Amphibia; Anura; Ranidae. The record is from the annotation of a GenBank genome assembly.